CCGGCUGCCCCAGCUGGAGCCCGAAGGCUCGGGAGCAGCAUGCUGCUGCUGGGUCUACUGGCGCUGGGGUGGCUGAGCCCCGCGGGGUGCCCCAAGACGGAGCCCCUGAGCGGGUCCAGCAACGAGCCUCUGUUCCGCGGAGCCGACCGCUAUGACUUCGCCAUCGUCGUCCCUGCGGGCUCCGCGGAGUGCUUCUGGCAGUUCGCGCACCAGAGCGGCAACUUCUUCUUCAGCUAUGAGGUCCAGCGGGCGUCGGGGAUGGCGAGCAACAGGCACAUCUUGGCCACAGUGAGCGACCCCAGUGGCUUCCGGCUUGGUUCUUCCCAGCAUGUGCGAGGACAGAUCAACUUUCCAACCAAGGAGACAGGUUUUUACCAGCUGUGCCUGGACAACCAGCACAACCACUUUGGCUUCAUGCAGGUUUAUCUCAACUUUGGUGUGUACUACCAAGGCUUUGACACUGAGAAUGAACAAGUAGAGAGGAAACAGCUGAAUGACACCCUGGAUGCCAUCGAGAUCAGCAUGCGGAAGCUGCAGGUCCACGUCUUCCACAUGUGGAGGUUCUACAACUUCGCCCGGAUGAGGAAAGGCGCCGACUCCUUCCUCCUCGAGUCCAACUACAACUACAUCAACUGGUGGUCGCUGGCUCAGAGCUGCAUCAUUGUCCUCUCCGGGGUGCUACAGCUCUACUUCUUGAAGCGCCUCUUCGUCGUGCAGCCUGCUGCCAGGCCGAGGUGCUAGGGGCUCCGAGCACAGCCGGCAGCGCCAGCGCCUGGCCUGCCUCUGCCUGCAGCAACCGGGAACCGAGCUGCUCCUCUGCACCUUCACAGCAGCCGCCCUGCCACUGCAGGUUGGGGAGGGGGGGACCAGAUCCUGUCUUGGGAAGGAGACAGUGCAGCUGGACACACAGAACUCUCUGGGCUCCUGCCCUCGGCUCUAGCCCUGUCUCUACUGCUAUCAUUUUGGAGGAAAAAAAGUUUGAAGUAAUUGCCUUAACUUUGU
This is a messenger RNA of Rhea pennata, 1002 nucleotides long. It is a transcript of the gene TMED6, whose product is annotated as transmembrane p24 trafficking protein 6. Lineage: Eukaryota; Metazoa; Chordata; Aves; Rheiformes; Rheidae. The transcript is spliced from 4 exons. The annotation marks the transcript as partial. Gene Ontology annotation, biological process: endoplasmic reticulum to Golgi vesicle-mediated transport; Golgi organization; intracellular protein transport. The record is from RefSeq and is a predicted model, not a curated record. Gene Ontology annotation, cellular component: endoplasmic reticulum-Golgi intermediate compartment; endoplasmic reticulum; Golgi apparatus.